AUGGUGGAAAAGGAGGAUGCAGCUGAAAUUUCGGCAAUUAGAGAGGAGCAAGAGACAGAAUAUGAAUUUCCAAAGGCUGAUGCAGUCAGGAGUGGUAAAGUUAUUGAUUCUCAGCCAAAAUCAGAUGUAAGCGACAACAAUACAAAUGAAGGAGCACCAUCUACACGUGAACAGCAGCAGCAGCAGCAAAAAGGUUCAGUUUCGUUGCAGACGAGCAAAAAUGAAAUGGAGCAGUUUGUUGGUAUUUUACUGCACAUGGGGAUAAUCAAAAUGCUUUCCAUUCAUUUAUACUGGUCGAAUGAGUGUAGAUAUUCACCAAUAGCUGAUGUGAUGAGCAGAAUUCGCUUCUUCCAGCUACCAUGGUAUUUUCAUGUUGUCAACAAUCAAGACUUGCCUGAAGCUAAUAGUAACCGUGACAAACUCUUCAAGAUUCGCCCACUUUUAUCUGCAUUGCAGUCGUCAUUGAAGACACUCCCUCCAGAAGAGUACCAAGCUGUUGAUGAACAGAUAAUACCAAUUAAGGGUAGAAGCGGUUUGAAACAGUACGUAAGAAAUAAGCCUCGCAAGUGGGGCUACAAAUCUUUUACGAGAGCUGGUCCUUCAGACAUGAUGUAUGAUUUUGAAAUUUAUGUUGGCAAAAACACCUGGAGUGAUAGAGGAUUAGGUUUGACUGGGGAUAUUGUUUUGGCAUUGACGGAAACAUUGCCAGAGAAACAGCAUUUCAAGGUGUUCGCUGAUAGUUGGUUUUCGUCUAUACCAUUAGCAAUUGCCCUGAAAGAAAGGGGUAUUGAAUUCUGUGGCACUAUCAGGACAGACAGGAUGGGAAAAUGUCCGUUGAAAACUGAAGUGGAGCACGAGAAAACUGGACAUGGCUUCUGUGACUGGAGAGUGGAGGCAACAAACAAUGUAGCUUUAGUACACUGGUUUGACAGAAAAUGCAUAAAUUUCGUGUCAACAUAUGCUUGUGUUGAGCCCAUGGCAACAUGUAGACGCUAUUCUGCAUCUGAAAAGAAAUUCAUUGAUGUACCUAGACCUUACAUAGUGCAAAAGUACAACAAACAUAUGGGGGGCGUGGACCUUGCUGACAUGUUGAUAGAGCUAUACUGUAUCAACUUGAGGUCACGGAAGUGGUAUAUGCGCAUUGUGUACUGGUGUUUGUCUGUAGCAUUUGUCAAUGGAUGGCUACUCCAACGACGCCUUAUGGUCCAACGUGGCAAAACCUCAAAGAUGCCACUCCUGCAGUUCCAAGCUAAUAUUGCUGCAGGUCUACUGCUUGCGAGGAAAUCAGCUUCCCAAAAGAAGAGAGGAAGACCAAGUUCUGAAAUGUUGACAAGGACUCCUGCAGCAAAAAGGACUGUAUGUGCAGCUCCAGUUAUGGAUGAGCGUUUCGAUGGGUUCGAACACUUUGCAGAUAUGGUAGAGAAGAAAGGUCGAUGUAAAGAAUCUAAUAGUUUGUAA
Schistocerca piceifrons (Central American locust) is the source of this 1458-nucleotide messenger RNA. RefSeq names its product piggyBac transposable element-derived protein 3-like. Lineage: Eukaryota; Metazoa; Arthropoda; Insecta; Orthoptera; Acrididae. Bases 1 to 1458 code for a protein of 485 amino acids. The transcript has 4 exons. The record is from RefSeq and is a predicted model, not a curated record.